Molecule: messenger RNA, 507 nt
Organism: Zingiber officinale
Lineage: Eukaryota; Viridiplantae; Streptophyta; Magnoliopsida; Zingiberales; Zingiberaceae
Product: protein TRACHEARY ELEMENT DIFFERENTIATION-RELATED 7A-like
Exons: 1
Coding region: 1-507 (168 amino acids)
Source: RefSeq, a predicted model, not a curated record
AUGCACUCGCCAGAGUUCCCUACUGGGAUUGAGCCUAUCGGUCAGGGACAGACUCAAGAUAUUGCGGGUGCGUCGGGCUCUCAAACUCCGAUGGCUUCGUUGGAGGUACCCACCCAUACCGUAUACAUGUACCACCUGUGGCAAAACCUGAUACCUCCACCAGCAGAGCUUGCGGCGUACCCGACACCACCGCCACCUGGACCUAUUGUGUACCUGGCACCCGCAGAACUCGCGGCACCAGCACCCCCAGUGCCUACAGUGUACCCAACACCCGCAUCAGCGGUACAGGUUGCUCCAUUUUCGGUACCACCACCUACCGUACCUCCAGCCGCGGCCACCCAUAUCGACACCGUAGUACCACCAGUGGUAUAUGCUUCAGCUUAUGCAGCAGUACCGGGAGUACCUCCCCCGAUCUAUCUAGCAGUACUACCUGUACCACCAGCUCCGGGGAUUCCGCCAGUUCUCACGAUGAUCCCUACCCACCUCACUAAUAUUGUCGCGGCAUGA